Molecule: messenger RNA, 1113 nt
Organism: Clonostachys rhizophaga
Lineage: Eukaryota; Fungi; Ascomycota; Sordariomycetes; Hypocreales; Bionectriaceae
Source: the annotation of a GenBank genome assembly
AUGUCUCAGCGAUUCCUUCACCCUGCUGCUGCCAUAGCCCUAGCCUCUGAUCAACCGCUGUUUCAAGCUCCUGGAGACUUCCCAUCCAAACGGGAGAUUGGCACCUUAUUGCUGAAUCGAAUCUCUCCAGUGGUCUUCAACUCUGUCAGUGUCCAAGAGAUCGUUGAGAAUGCUCCGCACUACUCCACAUGUCACUGCUACAGCGGCGUCUUGGUCUCUCCAAUGACCGGGCACCGCGUUAGCAUCCAGUUCCGCGGCUCGAGGCGGCAGGUCCAGGUCGUCAAGGGCCGUCGCGCAGCGCGUGAUGACAAACCUCCCCAGAUAGUCCCGCACUCUGGCCCCUGCCAGCGCGUGCGCAUGUACCAGUCGACGUGUGUUGUUGGCACGCCGUGGACUGUCUUCAGGAUACCCCCUCCGAUCUCUGGAUGGGAAUUUGAGCGCCUGCCGUCCACGCUCCAACCCGCGAUGCCGAAUCAGCCCCAGAGCAAGGCAGUGGCCAUUCGAGAUCUUGCACGCUUCUUCACCAAUCAAAUCAAGAAGAAAGAAGAUCUACUUCUGGCUUCGAGCAUCUGUGACUUCCAGUUGCUCGAAUCCGAGGCCGACAAAUCGCUCUAUCAGCACUUCCACCCGUCUUCAAAGACCUCGUCUCUUCUCCGCUGGUGCGUCGAAAAGGUGCGCUACAAUCUAGAAGAGCUGCAGGAGCUGCCGUACGUCUUGUUCCACAAGAAAGUCCAUCCCACAGAGUACUUCCAGGAGCCACGCACCGGUCUGGUCUCGGGUGUCCUGCAAUGGGACGACGUCCACUACGAGCCCAUCGGCUUCAGUCUGCUCUUCGUCGACUAUCUGCUGCGGAACCCGGCCGACUUCGCCCAACGCUCGAGUGAGGCCUUGCUCGGACUACCGGACUACAGUUUCUACGGCGCCGUCUUGGCCAACCUCUGCGAGGCGGGCUUUCCGGACGUCACUCCCCAGCUUCUCCAAGCCGCGAGGGCUGCCGGGAUGGUGGACUUUGCCUUCAGGCAUUGCAUGGGGCCGGAUACUAUCUGGGCAAAGAACUUACUGUUGUCCCACAUGAUAUCCCUGGCACAUGUCGAGGAAUAUUUGCAUGAGUGA